CACAGAACAUCACAGCGGUUUCAAAGAAAUGGACCUAUGAAUAUCAACCACUACGCAAAUAAGAAGAGCGCUGCAGAGAGCAUGUUGGACAUUGCCUUGCUGAUGGCUAAUGCAUCCCAGCUUAAAGCUGUGAUAGAGCAAGGACCUUCUUUUUCCUUCUACAUCCCGCUUAUUGUUCUUAUCAGCCUGUCACUCACACUGCAAGUUAUGGUGGGAGUACUCCUGAUAUUCCUCGUAAAAUAUGACCUUAACAACCCUGCAAAGCAUGAAAAGCUGAAUUUCCUCAACAACCUUGCAACUGGACUAGUAUUCAUUAUAGUAGUUGUGAAUAUUUUUAUCACUGCCUUUGGAGUGCAGAAGCCAGUUGCUGAAUCAGCAUCAAGACAGUAA
Molecule: messenger RNA, 390 nt
Organism: Nestor notabilis (Kea)
Lineage: Eukaryota; Metazoa; Chordata; Aves; Psittaciformes; Psittacidae
Gene: NINJ1
Product: ninjurin 1
Exons: 2
Biological process (GO): cell adhesion; tissue regeneration
Cellular component (GO): membrane
Source: RefSeq, a predicted model, not a curated record